AUGAACGGCGACGAAGAAAGAAAUGGCGAAGAAGCCGAAAAUAUUGAACAAUUUGAUCUUAACCUGGCGUAUCGAUUCCUCGAUUCACUCCCAAACGAUGUUCACAUCUUAAACAAUUUGCCAGAUCCGUUGAAAAUUACAAGGAUCAAUCUUGCCGGAAACACCAUUUCAGUUCUCCCCGAUUCAAUAGCAACCUUUCCGAACCUUAGAGAAUUGGAUGUCUCUGCAAAUGGCUUGGCUUAUAUCACUCCACGAAUCGGCGAACUACGGAAUCUCAAACGCUUGUUGGCAAAGAACAACAACUUGGCCGAUUUACCGAAAGAGUUCGCUUCCCUUUUGGCUUUAGAACAUCUUAAUUUGAGCGGUAAUCGAUUUGUAUCGUUUAUGCCCCAAAUGUUUGAACUGGUAGCACUCAAAGCAUUGCUUUUAGGAGGGAAUAGAAUCGACGUUAUUCCACCAGACAUUCAUCGUCUCCAAAGGUAAGGUUCGUAAACAGUACGGUUCGAAAUUACCAUUUUCAGCAAGCAAUUAUUUCGCAUAAAUUUUGUUUAUCUUUUAUGCAUAGCCUGAGGAAAUUUUUCUUCCUUUGGUCUUUACCGCUACCAUUUUUAUCAGCAUGUUCAUUUUGUAUAAAUGGAAUUAACAUGGUUCUAACUUGCCGUAAUUUUUCGCAAUUGCUGUGCUCGUGAUAUCGUUUCCAUGUUAGGCCAUGUCUUACAUGUACGUGCUGAAUCAUCUGGGUUACGUAAGGUCUCUCUAGAAGAUGUGUUAAGGCCUAAAGAAACGCUUUGUUCUUCUGUUACUCAUUUAUUCAUUCAUUCAUUUGGCUUAUUAGUUUUGUGAAAACUCUUUUAGUCUAGCUCCGCGAUACAAAUUUUCUAGUGUGAGCAACUGAACGUCAAACCAUGGUAAUUCACCUGUAAUACAAUAGAUAAAAUAUCGAUAGCUUGGUAAGCCCACUUAAGGGCAGCACUUUCCUAAGAAAAAUGAAAAUUUCCUUUAAUUUUAGUUCAUAUGACACAUUUCUUUUUCAAGUACUACUGCUUAAGUGGUGUUCAUUACUGCGAGGAUUGCUUUUGUAUUCAUUCCUUAAUCCUCAGUUCACAUUUAACAAUUGGUUCAUACGUCAGCGUGCGUUCAUCGAGAUGUGAAGCACUUGGGAAGUUUGGAGAGCACGAAAGAUGCAUUAGAGUUGCUUGAGGCGUAGCCAAGAGCAACUCUAGCUUCUUGAGUGCUCUCCAAACUUCCCAAGUGUUUCAUAUAUUGAUGAACACGCAGCUGACGUAUGAACCAAUUGUUUUAUAACAUUUUAAACCCGAUGGAAAAUUUUUUUUCUCAAGGGAUUUGUUUGCUGACAUCAUGAGUGUGCAUGAAGCAUGCUUGCGCAAUUGAAUUUGAGUAGACAAAUUUACUAGCUAUGUUAUAAAUAUGAUUUUCAUAUAUUCACAGUUGUUGAUUCAUCAUUUCAUAGGUUUAUUACAAACCAAUAUAAUGACCAGCUCCCAGUUGGCUUGUUAGCUCAGUUGGUAGAGCACUGCAGCAGUAUCAUAGUGGUCAUGGGUUCAAAUCCUGUACAGGCCAGGUUUUUUCCAGGCUCUAUUUCAUUACUACUUAAGUAGUAUUCAUUGCUGCAAAGAUCACUUUCAUAUUCAAAAAGUAAGUUACUUUAACAAUUUUGAAGUCAGAUUUGUUGCCUAAUUUUUGUGUACCAUACAUCACACAGGUUGGAAAUUCUUUAUCUUGGUGGCAAUCAGCUGGCAUCUGUACCAGCUGAACUGGGUAUGCUGCGCAAGUUGAAGGCUCUCAACCUGUGCGACAACAAGAUUGAAUCACUGCCUUCGACAUUUGCAAAACUGACACAUUUACAAUCUUUGAGUCUACACAGUAACAGAUUGACACUGCUGCCAGUUGGACUUGUAAAACUACGAAACCUGGAAGAGUUAAGUCUAAGAGAAAAUCCUCUUGUUGUGCGAUUUGUUAGAGACAUGGCAUUUAACCCUCCUUCGUUGUUAGAAUUAAGUGGUCGUUGCAUAAAAAAUACAGGUGUCAAAUAUGGUCCACAAGACCUACCUGCUCAUUUACUUCAGUAUCUGAAUAGUGCUCGCCGUUGUGUGAAUCCAUGCUGCAAAGGAGUGUAUUUUGAUGCAAGAGUGCGACAUAUAAAGUUUGUGGACUUCUGCGGGAAAUAUCGUCUGCCUCUUGAACAGUUUCUGUGCUCACCACAUGCUGAUGAAAGAUGGGAAGAUUGUUCUGCGACCAGCAGCAGUGAAGAUGAAGCCAUUGGCAUACCGCGUGAAAGAAUGAGGAGAGUUCUUUUGGGAUAAAAUAAUUUCCAGCACAUUGCAAAAUGCAUAGCCCCUCAUUUGCGACUCUUAAUUCGGGGUUUGCCUUUAUUCAAGAGACACAAACUUUGGUCCUGACUGAAAGAAAUGCCUCUAUGGUAAACUUUGCAUCUGUUGUCUUCACUGACAGUUCGGACUCUUCAGGAAACACUAGUUUUUUUUUUAAGAUGUCCACGUUAUUAUUAACCCUUUCACUUGCCUCAUCUCAAUAUCAGCCCUCUUAACUGUGUGCUGAUACAUUUUAUGUUUUGAACUUAAAUAAUUCAUAAUGGUAAUUGAACUGAGUCAAGUGCAAUUUGGUCUGAAAUCAUAUACAUGUUUUAAACAAUUUAAUCUGCACUGCACUUCUGUUUAAUUUGAAUUUACAAGUGUAAUUUCAGACCAUAUUGCAUAACAUGAAGUUCAGUUAUCACUGUAGGACAUUUGUUUUAAAUUUGCAAAAUUUAAUGACCCAAACACAGGAUUUAAGUUAUCACAAAGUUUUAUUGAUCCAGUACUUGAAGUCAUGGGGACAAAUGUUUUAAAAAAAAUUGCGAUGUAAUGGCUUCUUUCAGUUUUCUGCAGUUUGAUUGGUUACUUUAAUUACUUACCUUGACUGAUUACUUUGUUUGGAUAUUUUGGUGAAGAGUUGCUUUCUCAUUGGGAAAAAGAUGCAAUUAAGAAACAAAAAUGAUGUAAUUUGUGAAUGAAUUGCACUGCUGAGAGCCAAUCAGAUUGCUAGGACCAUUAAUUGCCAGUGAUUUCAAAAUGGAUAAAGCAGAACAGAAAUUCAAACAAUAUCCUCUUUUCUUUCUUCUCCAACCUGCUGUAAAUUGUAUUGAUAUCGUAAGGGGAAAUUCAUUUGUGGUCUUUCUUGGGAGUUACACUGUUAACCCUUUACACCCCAACAUCAGUAUGCAUAUUCUCCAUACUGUUCUCUAUACAUUUCCUAAAGUGCUGGCAGGGAGAAUUUGUUAAACAAUCUAGAGGUUCUUCAGUGAUUAUCAUUUCCUUGCUUCUCAUAACAUGAAUGUUUGAUUCAGGGGUGAUAUUGAAAGGAGAAAUUAGAUACUGGUCACUCUCAGGGAUUAAAGGAUUAAGUGAAUUGCAGGGCUUGUUUAGUGACAGAUGGUUAAAAAAAUAUUUUUUUGUCUCUAAAUUUUUGGUAAUUUUGACAAUGUAGAAAAUAUUUUUAAUCUGACUCUGUUGGUGGGAGAGAGAAGGAGAGAGGGGGGGAGAGAGAGAAAGAGUGUUCAUAAUUUAUUGUAAACAAAUUUACAGCUGAGUAUGUAAUAGAUACAAAAUACCGUCGUGAAGAUAUUUUGAAUUAUAUUUAUUUAUUUUUACAAAAAAUCAAAAUGUUAUGAUUCAUUUUGCUGUCGUUAAUUUUUUAAGUCUCUGAUUAUGUUACAGUAACAUGAUAGUUUGAAUUUGUAAUGUAAACAAAUUUAGCCCUUUAACUCCCAAGCUAUCAUUAGUAAUUCUCCUUACUGUCUGCUCUACAGUUCUUGUGAUGUUAGUUUGGAGAAUUCGUUAUUGGAUCAAUUUAUAAUACCCUGACUGAUAUUUUUCUUUAUUCUCAUUACUUGUCUGCUUGAUAUGGUAUUGAUAUUGUAAGAAGAAAUUCUGUCUUGGUCACUCAUGGUAGUUAAAGCG
This is a messenger RNA of Pocillopora meandrina, 3977 nucleotides long. The record is from the annotation of a GenBank genome assembly. NCBI's taxonomy places the organism in Eukaryota, Metazoa, Cnidaria, Anthozoa, Scleractinia, Pocilloporidae.